CCCUCCAGGUUCGACCCAUGAGUACAGCGCCAGUCCUGAUGACGUCACCUUUAAGUCUCUGGCGAAGUCCUACUCCCAGUUUAAUCCUGUGAUGUCAGACCCCCAACGGGCUCCGUGCAGGAAGAACGACGAUGAUACCAGCUUCACGGACGGCAUCACCAACGGAGGGGCCUGGUACAGUGUACCCGGAGGCAUGCAGGAUUUUAACUACCUGAGCAGUAACUGUUUUGAGAUAACUCUGGAGCUGAGCUGUGACAAGUUUCCUGCUGAAGACACACUGAAGACUUAUUGGGAGGAGAACCGCAACUCACUGGUCAACUAUAUAGAACAGGUGCAUCGUGGUGUGAAGGGCUUUGUGCGUGACCAUCAGGGUGGAGCCAUCUUUAACGCCUCCAUCUCAGUGGAGGGCAUCGACCAUGACAUCACUACAGCUAAGGACGGAGACUACUGGCGUCUCCUGGCAGCAGGGAACUACAAGGUAUCUGCCUAUGCUCCAGGUUACUUGACUGUCAUCAAGAAGGUGGCUGUCCCCUACAGUCCUGCUAUUAGGGUGGACUUUGAGCUGGAGUCCUUGGUAGAGAGGAAGGAAGAGGAAAAGGAGGAGCUGAUGGACUGGUGGAAGAUGAUGUCAGAGACACUCAACUUCUGAACACUCUGAUUGGUCCAUAGGGCCACUGGCACGUCUGAUUGGUUGACAGGUUGAUUGACGUGUGCGUCUACAAAUGGGUGUACUAUAUUGUGUGUUGUCCCGCCCACUGUACAGGUCUUCUCUCUUCUUCUGUCUUUAUUUAAUUUGGUUUAAUGGUUGAUGUUGUUGUCAAGGGUUACCCCAUUCCAGGGGCUCCAACCUUUUCUAGCAUGCGAUCUACUCAUUAUUUAUCUGGCUUUCCAAUAGGCCCUUUUCUCCCCUGCAACUCUUCCCUGGUCCUUAGUGUACUAGAGGAAGUAGGGCACUAUGUUGUCAACUCUUCCCUGGUCCUUAGUGUACUAGAGGAAGUAGGACACUAUGUUGUCAACUCUUCCCUGGUCCUUAGUGUAC
Messenger RNA from Oncorhynchus gorbuscha (pink salmon), 1039 nucleotides. RefSeq names its product carboxypeptidase E-like. Gene Ontology annotation, molecular function: zinc ion binding; metallocarboxypeptidase activity. The transcript has 5 exons. The coding region runs from base 92 to 649 and encodes 185 amino acids. The record is from RefSeq and is a predicted model, not a curated record. Gene Ontology annotation, biological process: proteolysis. Lineage: Eukaryota; Metazoa; Chordata; Actinopteri; Salmoniformes; Salmonidae.